AUCAUGAAAUGAAGUUCUCAUUCUUGCCUAUUACCAAGUCAACAAAAACAAUCAUAUCCAAUCAAACCCUCUAUCUCAUCCAGUAAAGAACAACAUGCCUCUCUUCCACCGCAAUUCAGUAUCCGGCUCCUCCUCCUCAGCCCGUAGCAUCGAGGAACCCAACCAGCGCAGCCACGGGUUAUUCGGUGGUCGUAACUCGCAUUCAAGCCACUCCUCUCGCCGUUCCUCGGGUAGCUACUCGAGCGGACACACCCAACGUCGCGGUCUGCUCGGCCGACACCAUGAAGACCCGUCCAUCGCAGCAGCCAAGGAGCAGGUCCUCCGCGCCGAGUCGGCAGAGCAAGCGGCCGAUCGGGCUCUGAGGGAAUCCCGGAUGGCGGUGCGCGAAGCCAGGGACCAUGUGAAACGACUGGAGCACGAGGCGGCAGAAGAGGCGCGACUGGCCAAGCAUAAGCAGCAUCAGGCCAAGUCCAUCUCGAAGAGAGCUAAGCCUCUUGGACGCCAUGUCUGAUUAAACGCCGGUCAUCGGUCAUCUACUAACUGAUGGGAGGAUAGGUCAUUUUGUCUUGUUCAAGCAAUGUACUAUACCAUACUUGGUUUCAUAAUCUGUAUUUGUAGC
Aspergillus novofumigatus IBT 16806 is the source of this 619-nucleotide messenger RNA. RefSeq lists its product as uncharacterized. NCBI's taxonomy places the organism in Eukaryota, Fungi, Ascomycota, Eurotiomycetes, Eurotiales, Aspergillaceae. The record is from RefSeq and is a predicted model, not a curated record. The coding region runs from base 95 to 511 and encodes 138 amino acids. The transcript has 3 exons.